AUACUAUUCUUCCUCUCGGGUAAGACUUGUAAAUGUUGAACCUUUAGUCACGAGUACUCGUCUUUGUCUUUUGUCAUUUUUUGCUUCGAGCUAAGAUCAGUGAAGAGAAAAGAUGGGAAGAUGUUUAACGAAGAAGGUGUUUUUGAUUCAGAGUCCGAUCUUGUUUCUUCAUCUCCUGAUCUCUUUAUCGUCCGGUUAGUAUUAAAUCUUAGGGUUCUUCUUUUGUUGUCACAUUUGAUCUGUUGGUUAGAUUUCAGAAAUGGGUACCGAAGAUAUUGAAUUUUAUAAUCGAAAGUUUCAAUCUUUUUUGUUUUUGUCAUUUGGAUCAUCUUGACUCGUUUGAUGCAAAGCAACUUGUUUAGGAAUUGGAUUUUGUGUUGUUCCUCAGCUAUCUUAGUUUUGGGAUUGUUAAGAGAUGGGACUUUGGUGAAGUGUUCAUUUUGAGUGAAGUGUUCGGUUUUGGUGGUUGUGUUUGCUUAAGAAUGGUUGUAGAACAAUGUUUUCAGGUGCAGUGAAACCGGAUUUGAAAGGAGUAUGUGUUUCUAAAGGAGGGAGGUUUCCGCCAUAUGAGUUGGAAGGGAAGCCUCCUAAGUCUGUUGGUAGGGGAUCCAAGGAUCUUACUCUGUGCCGGGUGUUUCGUAAAAAGACUUGUUGUUCUUCUGUUCAGACUAACCCGGCUUUCGUAGCUGUUAGAAACCUGGCUACUUAUGGAGAAGCUAGUCAAGAAUGCUUGGAGUUGUUUGAGUUAUUGGAGUGUUCAAUCUGUAACCCAAAUGUUGGAAUUCAACCGGGUCCUCCUCGUAUAUGCGCCUCGUUCUGUGACAGAGUCUUUGAAGCCUGCAAAGAUGCAUACUUUGCCAGUAAUGCACUUAAACGGGUGAUUGGCCCUUGUGGAGUAAACGACGACAUAAUCUGCAUUAAGGCCUCAAAUUGGGAAUCCAAUGGCACAUCAUUCUGUGAAGCAGCUGGUUUUGCUGUUCAAAGGAAUGAUGAUUCUAGAGAAAAACCGUGCUACGGAAGCAAAGCAAGUCUAGAAUCAGUAGUGGAAUCAUGGUCAAGAGACUCUCGAAAGGAGACGCCUUUAAAAACUGAGACUUUGUCAUGUUUUAAAGAUCUUCUCCAAUGGGUUCGCGAAAUGACAACGAUUCAGAAAAUUUCUUUGGGAAUGUCGUUUCUUAUAGCAGGAAUGUUCUUGAUCAGGCAAUCUAAUAACCGUAAUCAGAAGCAGCGACUAGCUGCGAUUCAGAGGACCGCUAGAAGAUUGAGAGGGAACGGGAACGGGGAUUCAUACAGUGCAGCUAUAAAUAGAAGAACAAGCUCUGAUUAAGCUUAUGGAAUGAAUAUUUUACAGUAGUUUGUAAAAGCCAUGAAUUUAACUGUUAUCAAUAGUAAAGGCUUGUCUCAUGUGAAAUUUUGCCAAAUGCGACAAGAAGUGUGUUGUACUGUUCUGUCUUUUUAUACUGAUAAAAUUAGGGACAAGUAAAAUAUAACUUUGGCAAUGGACAAAUGAAGAAAAUGUGGA
This is a messenger RNA of Arabidopsis thaliana (thale cress), 1522 nucleotides long. Its product is annotated as folate receptor family protein. Bases 497 to 1327 code for a protein of 276 amino acids. Gene Ontology annotation, cellular component: membrane. NCBI's taxonomy places the organism in Eukaryota, Viridiplantae, Streptophyta, Magnoliopsida, Brassicales, Brassicaceae. The transcript is spliced from 3 exons. The record is from RefSeq and is marked reviewed.